UGGGCGGAGCCUGUGGAAGGAAUGCACCUAAUGUAACAGUGAACAGGUACAGACAAGGGUCGCCAUUGAUAUCUGAUCAGAGUCAAACGGAGCUCGGCGCAGGGUGUCGCUGAUGUGGCUGCAGCGCGAUGAGCCUGUCAAAGCGAGUGUCCUUCUGGUCGGUGGAAGAGGUGUUGGAGUGGGUGCAGGAUCAGUACCCGACCCACAUGAGCACGCUCCAGAAAGCCAUCAUUAAACACGCUAUAUCAGGCCGUGCGUUGCUGAGACUAAAGGAUCAUCACCUGGAGCUCCUCGGGGUGGAGGAUGAGGAGCAGCAGCAGGAGAUCUUGCAGGACAUCCUCCUCCUCCGAGUUCAGGAGGAAAUCAAUGAACUCAAUGACCUCUGCUCUGAGUGUUUUUCUUCAUAACGGGAGAUAAAUAUCUUCAGAAGACAUGCGGCUCACUUUUUUAUUUUCCAUCCAUCCAUCCAUCCAUCCAUCCAUGUUAAGGAGGGAGGGAAGUGGGAGUGAUGGAAAUAACAAGAGAAGGUGAAAAGAAAAGAAUCAAUGAAGAAUGAAGAGAGAAAGAAACCCAUUUCCUGCGUGAAACCUGACCUGGGCAGAUGGAUGAGAUUAGUUCUUGUCUGAGUGUCUUUUUCUGAUACCUUCUGUCCAUUAGUCUCUGUCUUUCCUUCUUCCUCUAUAGUGGCUUUGCAUCCCAUCAGUGUAUUAGGACGUAUUUUUAGCCGCGCUGGCUGAGUGGCGUUAGGGAUGGAAGUGUUGGUUUGUCCGUCCGUUCAUCCACUGCGGUGCAUAUCUCAACAGAAACUUCAUUCAUGAUUCCACAGAAUGAAUCGGACCUCUCCUCCAGUGCCCGAUGGGUUGUUCCCUUGGAAGCCCAAAACUGAAACGGUGAGCCAUGGGCCAAAAGCAAACACCUUUUAUAUUAUUAAGUAGUCCCUCCAGGAAGCAAUCGAUCCAAAAAUAAUAUAAUACAGACAGAAAACUAUAUAAAAAGUUCCCUAAAAAGGAAAUAAUCUGCUCUAAAUUCAUCCAAAUCACUGGUUUUACACAAACUUCCUGCAGUUACUGAGUUCACUGUUUGUGUUCAUUGUACAGUUUUAAUAUAAUAUGAAAUAUACAUAAAAUAUGUCACUGAGUCAGUUUACUGUCUGAUAGAAAAGGGUCCCUUAAGGAAAAAGGUUGGGAACUACAGGUUUUACUUCACCAAAUUCAGUGUAGCGCUAAUUAGCAAAUGUUAGCAUGCGAACACCCUAAAAUAAAAUAAUUAAAAUACCUGCUGAAAAUCAGCUUCUUGCAUUGAGCCUAUAGAGUCAAAUACUACUAAUGCUACUACUUCAAUGAAGAAUAACAGUCUUUAUCACAUUACUUACAGCACUUGACUGACAAAUCUCCAAAUAUAUCAGGCCAGUUAAAGUCAAACCAAAUAAAAAGAACUUGAUUAAAUUGUGAUAAUUUACCUAAUAAAAUCUAAACAAGGCCUUAACUCACUUAAACUGAGGAAAUCAGAGACGUUACAGGAAGACACAGAGAGUUGAGAGUAGCCGAGUUUCCAUUUGAACAUUUCUGUCUCUGAUUAGAAAAGUCCAAUCCAAACAGUAAAAAUUCCUCCUGCUAUUUGCUGCUCUCUCUCUCUCUCUCUCUCUCUCUCUCUCUCUCUCUCUCUCUCUCUUACCCGCUGACUGAAAUUGACUUUAAAAUCCAGCUGGUUGCUUUGAACCUUCUGCUUCUGUUAGAAAUGUGUGUCCUUGUAUUGUUGACUGACGAACCUCAACCUUGUUUUUAUGAAGCGAAUACUGAGUCUGUCUGGAUUUGGUGCUGAUCCUGAUGUAACUGCAGCUCAAUGCAAGUGGUCCUCAAAACUUUCACAUGCCUUUUUUAUACAAUGCCCUAUUUCCUUUAUUUAUGACAUUGGCCUCGUUUCAAUGCGUAUUAUAGGCAUCAAUACAGCUGCACAUUUGUAAAAGGUCAAUUCUAUUUCUAAACAUCAUUUCAUAGCCGUGCUUCAGUAUUGUUGGUUGAAUUAAAAGUGCUGCUUUGGCAACACAA
Molecule: messenger RNA, 2048 nt
Organism: Dicentrarchus labrax (European seabass)
Lineage: Eukaryota; Metazoa; Chordata; Actinopteri; Moronidae
Product: sterile alpha motif domain-containing protein 12
Exons: 4
Coding region: 129-407 (92 amino acids)
Biological process (GO): cell surface receptor protein tyrosine kinase signaling pathway
Cellular component (GO): cytoplasmic side of plasma membrane
Molecular function (GO): protein binding
Source: RefSeq, a predicted model, not a curated record